AUGGAAGAUGAAUCAGAUUAAGAGUAAGAGAAUGAUGAAGCAGAAAAAAUUAAUAAUCCUAUUAAUAAAGAAUAUAAAAAAAAGAAAAAAGCAAAAUUGUAAUAAUUAUCAACUUCUAAACAAGAAAGAAUUGAAGAUCAUAAGAGAUAUCUUUAAUUUUUAAAAUAAGAAUUAAAAGAAAUGCUUGAUAAAAAAGUUAAUCUUAAAGAAAUCAAAGAACAUAUUAAUAUAAUACUUAGUGAAAUAGGAGGUAUUAGUUUAGAUUAAGAUUUAGACUAUUAUAUUUAAUUAUGUAUAUAAUUAUUUUAUUUAGAUAAAUCUAGAGCUUAAGAAUUGAGUUAAGUAAAUGUAGAAUCUCAUGAAAUUAGAUUUUAAAACCAAUAACCAAUUUGUGAGUUGAAAUUAAAAAGAGAAAUUAAAGGAUUAAAAUUUGCCAAAGAUUGUGAUAGAAUCACUAAACUAAAGCCAGUUGAUUAUGAAGAUAUUAUUGAAAGUUAAAAGUAAAAACUAAUAAUCAAUUUCUAGCUAAAUAUAAAUAGAAGAAGAACAAAAAGAUUUUUAAGAAUAUCAAACUUAUCAUUAUUCACCUUAAUUUAGAUAUGAAUAAAAACCUUCUCCUUUAUAAACUGAUUUAAUCUAGGUUUCCUUAGAUGUCACAAGAAGUCAAACACCAAAUAAAAGAAGACUUUAUAGAACCAAUCCAAGAUUUGAAUCAGAUUUUACUAUUAAUAGAUUUAAAAAGAAAUCUUCAAAUAAAAAUACAAAGUAACAAAAAUAUUAAAAACAAACUUAACCAAUUAUGAUGAAAAAAGAUCCACUUAAUGAUAAUUUUCCAUAUUUGCAUAAAUACAAACCAGAAUUAUUAAAAACUAUUUUAGAAGCUCGAAUUAAUUUAGAAUAACUGAUUUGA
Messenger RNA from Paramecium sonneborni, 910 nucleotides. The record is from the annotation of a GenBank genome assembly. NCBI's taxonomy places the organism in Eukaryota, Ciliophora, Oligohymenophorea, Peniculida, Parameciidae.